CUGCAAGUGAUCGAUGCGAAAAUCGUAAUGCAUGAAAGAAGAAUGACAUAGUUGUUGUAUUCCUGCUUUUUUCGCUGUGCGAUGAGUAGAAAAAUCUUUGAGGGGUAUGAGUUUGCUUUKGAUUCCUCAAGUUUUACCUAUGUGCCGUUCAAAAAGAAGCAAAAACUCCGUGAAGACAUCACUUCCAAUGGAGGAAUCGUCUCGUAUAUUUUGACAAGAAAGUCACACGUUCUGCUGACAGCUGAUCCAAAAAAGACGUAUUCAUCUUACAAAGGAGCUACAGCAUUAAAAUAUGGCACCGAGAUUGUUAAAAUGGAGUUUAUUGAAAACUGCAUCAAAAAGAAAGAGUUCAUAGAUCUUCCACUUUAUACUUAUCCAUUCUGUGACUCUGAAUAUCAACUUGAAAAUAACCAGCUGAAGACGGGCAAAAUUAACACAUACUCAAAACCAAAAGAUUUAUCUUCCAAUAAAAAUAAAAAAGAAACUAAUUUGAUCAAAUUUGACGAUUCAAAAUUAGCAAAUUUAAGUGUUUGGCCUUAUAAAGAUGCUAGAAGUUCACCACCCUAUUCUGAGAAAGACUACAAGAUAGCCAAAAAUGUGUUAUUCAAGCAAAAUGAUGAUGAUGGAAAGACAAGCAAGUUUCUUGAAAUUGAGCUGCAUGUUAUACCUCAACCUAUCCCAUGUGAAUCUCAGCGAUACCGUAUCUUUACUCACCACGGCAAUUUAGAACUAUUAAAGCACCAUAAUGAAGGGCAUGGUCAGGGGUUUAAGGAGUGUUGUUAUGUGUACACGGCAGAAGAAGCAAUGGGUAUCUAUGUUGCAUUACAUGACAGAGCUGCAAUAAGUAAUGGUUAUAUGAGGGCUUCAUCACUUUUGUCAUCCAAGAUUGGAUCUGAUAAAAUGAAAGAGCAAUAUCUUGACAUGCAGUCAAGUGGUGAUGGAGCUCAACCUCUACUAAAAUCAUCAGGUCUAUUAGAAGUAACAAGUCUUGUGAAGUGUCUGUGGGAUGAGGCUGAUAAGCUUGUGGGUGAUGUUAUCAAAGGGACUGUUGAAAACAUAAAACUUCAAAAACUACAGGAAGCUGAAGCUAUUUUGACGUUAAUGAAGGGAUGUCUGGAUGAUAGUGGUAGCCAGGACAAGAUGCAGAAGCUCUGGGGAGAUUUCUGUCAAUGUAUACCUCAGGCUAAUGGUUUAGACGCUGUCUCAAAGUUUAGCAAAAGCCUCAUUGCAGAGAAACAGAAUUUGUGUCAGAUCAUAAGGGACAUCAUCACAGUUGGUGAAUGCUAUAACAUGUCAUCAGGAAAGUCAGACUUAACUCUUUAUAGAGCUCUAAAAUGCCACAUUGAUUACAUGGAACAUGACAAUGAAGAGUUUAAAAGAAUCAAAGCUUAUAUUUUGUCAAGCCAGACAUGUUCUUCAGAAGUAGAAAUCAUCAAUAUCUUCUCCCUUCACCGUCCAGUAGAGGAAAGCAAUUUCGCACACAACAUUGAUGACAAAAGACUUCUCUUCCAUGCAUCGAGAGCAAACAACUUUGUUGGAAUCCUUUCAAGAGGGUUACUGCUUCCUAAGAUCAUUGUAGAUGACUUUGGUGGCGUGAGAUCUGAUGCUGGCAUGCUUGGAGGGGGAAUCUAUUUUGGUGAUUCUAUAAGUACUAGUGCUAAAUACUCAACCUGUGGGGGCAAUGGUUCCCGGUUUAUGCUGAUUAGUGAGGUGGCAUUAGGUAAAAUUAAGCGUUACAGACAUUUUAACAAAGAGUUGACAUCGCCUCCUGCUGGCUUUGAUAGUGUUUGUGGUGUUGCUGAGACAAAUCAAGAACCAUCAGACUUUAAAAACAAUGAAUUUGUGAUUUAUAAUACAAACCAGCAACAAAUGAGAUAUCUUGUUGAGUUUAGUUUGAAUGGAGAGCACACAAGAAAACGUCAAGUUGAUGUUACUUUAUUGCAAGAACUAAAUAUUGAAGAGGAUGAAGAAUCAGAGAACCAAGAUUUUUAUGCUCGGCAAAUUGAUGUAUCAGAUGUUAUGUCUGUGGCUGAUCCAUUGUCUAAGGUCAAAGCAGGUCUUAAAGGCAGUGGUGAUGUACCCGUCCCACUUCAAGCUGUACAUAUUCGAGCAAAACUAAUGGACCUUGUUGGUCAGGUUGUAGUUUUACAAUCUUACAAGAAUAACAGCUCUGUACCUAUAGAGGCAAAGUAUGUCUUUCCACUGGACGACAUGGCUGCUGUUUGUGGUUUUGAGGCUUUCAUAAAUGGAAAACAUGUCAUUGGUGAAGUAAAAGAGAAAGAGCAAGCUCACAAGGAGUAUCGUGAAGCCAUCAGCAAAGGCCAUGGAGCCUACUUAAUGGAUGAAGAAACGCCAGAUGUGUUUACCGUGAGUGUCGGCAACCUUCCUCCGAAUGCAAGUGUCUUGAUCAAGAUCACAUAUGUAGCAGAACUUAAUGUUGAGGGAGAGAGCAUUUGCUUCAAGUUACCUGGGUCUGUAGCACCAUGGAAACAAAGUCAAGCUCUUGAUUAUGAAAUACAGAGUGAUGUUGACACUGUCAAGGUUGAGCAAGAGAGAAAUACAACCAUUCAAGUUGCUGUAGAAAUGCCUUUUGAUAUCAAGUCUAUCAGAUCACCAACCCAUCCUAUCUUAAUCAAGCGUACUGCAACUAAAGCUGUGGUAGAGAUGGCGUCAGGUCAUGUGAUAGGUGAUGGGUUUCAGCUUGUCAUCCAAUUGGCUGAGAUUCAUGUUCCCAGAAUGUGGGUCGAGAGCCAUGAUACAAGACAUGAUAGUGAAGCUGGUAUGCUGGUUUUUUAUCCAGAGUUUGAAUCAGAAACAUGUACACAAGCGGAAGUCUUGUUUUUCUUGGAUGCAUCAAAUUCUAUGCAGGGUUCAUGUCAAGUUGAUAGUCCAUUUGAACAAGCAAAGAAGAUACUUUUAAUGUGUUUGACAAUCUUGCCUGACAACUGGCUUUUUAACAUUGCUGUGUUCGGGAGCUCGCAUAGUGAGGUCUUUCCAACUAGUCGACCAAAAGACAACUUCACAGUCACACAAGCUACUGAUUUCAUAAUGUCUGCAACUUCUCGCAAAGGAGGUACUGAUUUAUGGAGAGUUUUGGAGUCAUUGAGUUUGAUCCAAUCCAUGUCAGCCGCAGAUCAUCCCAGAAACGUCAUCAUCAUCUCCGAUGGUCACGUGACAGAGGAAGCCACAACCAUGAAGCUGGUUAGAAAACAUCGACUAAAGACGAGAGUGUUUACAAUGGGUGUUGGUGCAUCAAGUAAUCGCCACUUUCUCCGUUCUCUUGCACGUAUUGGUGCUGGUGACUGUGAAUUUUUUGAUUCCAAGAUAAAGUCAAAAUGGGAAAGAAAGGUUAAAGAGCAAAUUUCCAAGUGUGGACAGCCUGGAUUGACGUCAGUAUCAGUUACUUGGCAACAGCACGACAGCUGUGCCACGCCCCCUGAGCAGGCUCCACAUGAGAUUGUUUCUUUGUUCAAUGGAUCAAGACUUGUGGUAUAUGGCCUGAUAUCUAAUUGUACACAGGCCAGUCUGUCAGCUGAAGUGAACAGCAGGGAAGUUUCCACAGUGGUCUCCACAUCUGAUCUCAGUAUCACCAGAGGCAAGAUUUUACACCAGCUUGUUGCCAGGGCGAUGAUUCGUGACUGGGAAGAAGGAAACUUAGACGCUGAUAACACAUUACAUGAGGUUGCCAAACAUGACAAAAAAGAUUGUAUCAUAAUGCUCAGCAAGGAGUUCUCCAUCGUGUCCCAGUUUACCAGUUUUGUGGCCAUUGAAACUAGAGAAAAAGAUGAAAAAUUCGAUGCUGACAAUGGUCCUAGUAUACUAGAACUAGUGGCUGGUGAAAACGUUGAUAUUAUACCAUAUGUUGGAUGGGAGGAAACAAAUCAAACACAGAUUACAGAGAAAACCAAACCGACUCCAGAAGACAAUGUCCAUCGAUUGCUUGUAGAAGCAAAGUCACUAGAAGGAGUUUCACUUCUUCAGUCAGAAGAUCUUUAUAAAGACGCUUGUACCAUUGUAUUUGACAACUUUGAGGAGCUGAAUUUGGAAACAAGUUGGCAGGCAUUUAAAGAUUUAGCCCACUUUUACGCCAAAGUGUUAGGGGACGAUGACAAGAAACUUGUGAUUCUUGUUGUUUUAGUGUGCAUUCUAGAGAGAGGAAAUGUUGACAUAGACGUGCUGGAUCGGACCAAAUUUGGUGAUCUCAUUGACUGCUUAGAGACCUUAGAAAAUGUCACUGAUAUUGAUGACAAUGAAGAAAUUCGACGUAUAUUAAGAGUUGGUCAAUCAAUGUUUCCUUCAGAGAAUAUAAAGGAUAUCAUCAAAGAUUAUUUAUCAGAAACAGAAACUUCUGAUGGUUCAAGUUCCAAUUCAGACUCCGUUUCGACUGAUUCGGAAGAUGAAUGGGAAGAAGAGGGAGUGAAAGAAAGGGAAAAGUACAGCACAAGUUCGAGUUCUAUUACUUGUUGUGGUGUAGAAGAUGAAACUGAGGUUCAGGCAAGAACUAAGAUGACUGAGUCCGAAGACCAGCUCUUUGGAACAAGAAGAAGAGCAGGUGCACGCAGAUUCGAGCGAUUCCACAGAUACUCUGAUAGCGACGUUGACAGUCCGGUUGAGCUUGAAGAUGCCGAUCGUGAUAACAGUAGAGAUACUGAGGUGGACAUUGAUGAGAACAUUUCAUACUUCUGCUCCAUUGAUGAUGACGAUGAUGGAGACGAUGAUUAUGAUGAUUUAAUUGAACUUAAAGGUCCCCGACAUAGAUCAGAACUUCUCAUGGAAAUGCUAUCCGCAGGAUAUGAUAAAGAUGAUGAAGAAGUAUAUACUGAUAUGGAAUCUGCAGUCCACAGAAAUAGAUCAGAGGAAAAGCGAUCUAAAGUUUAUGGUUAUGUUCCCGAAAAAUCUGAAGCUGAGCCGACUGUCACAUGCUAUAAAGCUUCAGCGGAUCUCAAACCGUACAAGGCUUCACUAAUGCUUGGUAAGGCGGAUGUUAAAAGUGAAUCAUUUUCAAUCCCAAUUGAGCCGCAAAAAGAAUAUUACUUGAAAAUGAAACCCCAACGUCGUGCAUUCUUAGCGAGUGAAGUGCCAAAAGAGCAACAGUCAACAACAGCACCAGCUGUUGGAUUUGGCUUAUUUGGCUCUGUACAACAACAACAGCAGCAGCAACAACAGCAACAAGAAGUAGCACCUCCACUGUUUGGUACUGCUGAUGCAAAUAGUUCAACAGGUAUUUUUGGGUCUGCACCGAGUUCGUUAUUUAUUUUUGGUUCAUCUUCUGCUUCCAAAGUGAGCGGCGGAUUAUUUGACUCGGUGCAGCAACAACAGCCAGAAAAACUAUCCCAGCCAGUGUUUGGUAGUGCUGCACCAAGAAGUUCAUCAAGUAGUUUUGGUUUUGCUUCGUCUUCUGGUCCAGCAUUUAGUGCAGAGCAAACCGGCAUGGGAAUGUUUGGAUUGUAUCGCUCUAUGCCUAAAACAAAAUCAAUGGAUGGAAGGGCUGAUGGAAUACCAUCUGGUUUUGGAGCACCACCCAGUGGUGCGGGCAUUGAAUUGGGUGGCUUUGCAUUUGGAGGAUCAACAAAACCAGUUGAGCAAAUGGAAGGUACUACUCUUUUUGGAGCACCAUCCCGUGGUGCCGUCAAUCAAUCGGGUGGCUUGGCGUUUGGAGUACCACCAAAAACAUUUAACCUAAUGGGAAAUACCAGUCUUUUUGGGCAGCAAGGUAGUUCAGGUGGAAAUUUGCUAGGUUUUGUGAAGGGAACAGAAGAAAGUAUCUCACCUAGUCCACCUUCUCCUCAGUACAGUCCAACCUCGCCAGGCGUCGAUCGCUCACAACCUUUACUCAUGGAAGAUGAAAAAUUUGCUGUAAAUGCGGUCCUACCACCGCCCCCUCCUCCACCUCCUGCUCCUGGGGCAGGGCCACCUCCUAGUAGAGGACCACGCCCCCCAACUCCUGCCCCUAGGAGAGGACCACGCCUCCCAACUCCUGCCCCUAGGAGAGGUCCACCUCCUCCACCUCCUGCCACUGGUGCAGGGCCAUCUCCUCCACUUUCUGCCACUGGGGCAAGGCCACCUCCUCCACCUCCUAGCAAAGGACCACCCCUUCCACCUCCUGCCCCUUUUGGGGGACCACCUCCUCCACCUCCUGCCCCUUGUGGAGGACCACCUCCUCCACCUGAAAUAACUUCACUGCGAGCUAAGCGACGUGCACGUUCAGCCAUGCCUCAACGAGAGAUAGAGAGCUUAAUCCAAGAACGAGAGAGCUUAAUCCAAGAACUUAAAAAAGCAGUCCCACCACCUCCACAAACAAUGAAGGAUGAACUGGAAGUAAAGAUGUACRGUAGCCGCGUGCAUGAGGCACCACGACUGUCAUUAGAAGAUGAGACUGUCGAGUCGACCUGGCAUCUUAAGCGAAUAGAAUUAAGAGAACUGAUACGGCAAAGAGAAGAAGCAGAAUGCCGUACAGAGAGUCCUGAACGUGAAAGGGAACCGCGAUUUGCGACCUGGGGUAGAAGUUCAGAGCCCAAAGAAGAAAGAGAACAAGUACAGAAUGUACUAUUGAUAGCAAACGCACUACCGUUGAAAACACGGGAAUUGAUAACAUCUGAAGAGAAAUCACCCCAUCGUCCCCGCCUUCGUGGUGCAAUAAACCUGGAGAUAGGAAGCACGAUCGAGGAAGAUGAAGUGAAGGGUCAGCGAAGAGCAGCCUUAUUGGCGGCAGUGAAGGGAAAGAAGAAGAAGUUAGCAAAAGUUGAAGCGAGAAUGGCUCAUAAUCAGCUGAUCGAAAAGCUGUUUCGUCAACAAGAUCCCGAUGGUUUCUGGACGAUGGAUAAAGCGGUUUUUGCUUCGUUUGGACUUGACAGUGAUCGAUGUGAGACUAUAGUCAAAGAACUUGGAGCUUUGUCACUGGGAAAUGAAGUUUAUCAACAAAUUCUCAAACUGAUUGCCACAAUGAUAAUGCUUGCAUUGCUCCGCACUCGUUUCCCAGACUUAUUUCCACACUCACUAGGCCAUUUUACAGCUCUUCUCACACGGUCAUUUCUGGCCGAUGAGAAAUGGGGACAACAAAUUAAAAAAGCCCUUCAUUGGGUUAGUACAGUUGAUAAAAAGGUCCCGUCUGUCUGUUUUCGGUUGGAGCUUGGGCCAAAUUGGGAAAAAGCUUCUGAUUGGCUAAUUCAGAGAUGUCGUAACGACUCGGACGUCAUUUGUUUUUAGUAAUUCCUAGUAUUUUGAAUGGUUCCUGGAAACUCGUCAUUGUGUGAUAUAAACAUAUGAAAAUAUAAAGAAUACAACGAUUCAACAAUUUGUAGGAAUAGAAAUUACGUUAAUAGACAAUUUAUAAAAUAUAGCAAUUAUACACAAYGCACAGAUACAAUAUUAUAUUCUACUUUGACUGUGAAAGAACAGGCCUUUAGUCAUCAAACCCAUGAUGUUUUUUGCACACUAUACCCCUGCACAAAUACAAUUUGCCUCUGGACACGGAAUCUGUAAUCCGACAAAAUUUGGGCUCUGGAAUCCGGAAUCCAGAUGCUUGGAAUCCGGAAUCCGAUAAAACGAGGUAUCCGCACUCCAAUUAGUGACUUUAAAUAUUUCCUUAUUGAAACGAGUCACCAAUGACAAAGAAGCUAGGAUGUUUUACAUUCGUAAUUUAAUAUGGUCGAGUAGAAUCCAGAAUCUUGCGGGAUUUGUCAUCAAAGGAAUCCGGAAUCCAGGAACGCUCUACAUUCCGUAUCACGAGGCGAUGUAAAAAAAUUUCACAGUCAAAAGACAGCUAUAAGCAUAGAAACAAGAAUAAGCUAAUUAAAGACCAAAAAGAUAACAAAGAAAAGAACCGUUUUAAUUUCUUAAUCCCAAAAUCUAUUGUUUUUCAUCCAGUAUGCUUACAGCGUAGUGAAAACCAGGCUUAAAUGCAUGAUGCACGAGAACAAACAUGACUCAUUCACUAAAAAACAAGAGAAUAGAAUAGCCUUAUAACUGCAUAGAUUAAUAAAAUCAACUUCACAAACAA
Messenger RNA from Exaiptasia diaphana, 7999 nucleotides. Its product is annotated as protein mono-ADP-ribosyltransferase PARP4. Lineage: Eukaryota; Metazoa; Cnidaria; Anthozoa; Actiniaria; Aiptasiidae. Gene Ontology annotation, molecular function: NAD+ poly-ADP-ribosyltransferase activity. Bases 82 to 7206 code for a protein of 2374 amino acids. The transcript is spliced from 41 exons. The record is from RefSeq and is a predicted model, not a curated record.